AUGCCUACUCCCCCACGAACAACAGCACGAGUGGUCUCGCAUCCUGGAUCCAGUGAGUCAGAGAUAGCGGCAGAACCCAACUGGGGUGCCGGCCAUCAGCAUCGUAUUGGUUAUAUCAAUGCUGCAGGUCUGCAAGCGGGCCUCACUCACGACGGUGAUCAUGAGUCAAAGAACCAAGAUGAACGAGCUUUCGUGGAGGCGGCAACGAAGAAGUACCGCGAUCUGAGAGCGAGGGCGAACAAAGGCGACCUGGUAAACUUCGUGGAUGUCAUGAAAGCACAGACGGACUACCAUACGCAAAACCCGAAAAGGUACCCGCCUGGGUGGCGCUUCGUGGUGAGAGCCACGGAAGAUGGUGUGAGGCACAAGCAGGACUGGCCUGCCAACAUAAAACAACGCAAAGCAGAAGAGGAGACAGAAAAGCAGAAUGACGACGAUGACAAGCACCAGCAGCCUCCACAGGAUAAUGACACUUCAGAUGAUCACGCUUCGUCAAGCAACCCAGAGCACGACUGGCGCCGGGCUGAGGGUUAUAACGGAACAAGGAAGCGGCGAGAGCCAGACCAAAACCGAGUACCAGAACUCCGGGAGAAGUAUACGCCCGAGGAAAUCACGCUGCUCCGGCACCUCCAGCACGAAGCGGCGAAAACGCGAGCCUUCCAGCAAAACCCCGGGACACUCCGCUCGCCCGCCGCCACCGCAUCCGCUGAGAUGGACACGUCCAUCGACGGCGCGGACGCGCUGACACCAGACAACUGGAUCCCGCGUUCGGCUAAGCUAAUACGCCGGACAGGUCAGCACCCCCUGAACGCGGAGCCGGAGCUGUCGGCCCUCAUGCGUGCCGGGCUUGUGACGCCCAACCAGCUGCACUACGUGCGCAACCACGGGAGUGUGCCGCGGCUGUACUGGGAAGAGCAUGUACUGGAUGUGUGCUGCGGCAAGAUAAGGGUCGGCAUGGAUAAUUUGCUGCGCCGGUGGGAGAGCAUCAACGUCCAGGUGGCGCUGGCUUGUGAUGGCAAUCGGCGGGGAGAGCUUAAUCGGUUGCGCAAGAGUAAGGGGUUCGAUUGGGGCCCUGGAGCUGUUGGCUGUGCGUUUUGGAGAGGAGUGAGAGUCGCGGACGUCCUGCAGUCGGCGGGUGUGAGGGUGUCCGGCGGAGAGGGUAGGCGGUGGGUAAACUUUGAAGGCGCGGAUGAGCCGAGUGAAGGCAAGUAUGCAACAUGUCUGCCGCUAGAGUAUGUCAUGGAUAUAUCCAAUGAUGUCUUGCUAGCGUACGAGAUGAAUGACCAGCCACUGCCACCUGACCACGGGUUUCCAGUCCGGCUACUUGUCCCGGGCUUCGUGGGAGGUAGAAGCGUGAAGUGGCUCGCGAGAGUUUGGGUUAGUGACAAGGAGAAUGACUCCUAUUACCACAUAUGGGACAAUCGCGUGCUACCCAGUUUUGUGACAGAGAAAGAUGGGGAAUUUUCGAGGACCAUGUUCAACCAUCCUAGCACGGCAUGCAACGAGCAGAAUCUUAAUAGCGUCAUCACAAAGCCCGCGCAGGGUGAGAAGCUGGACCUUGUCGAGGUGCUGAAGAAGGACACCUACUGCGUUCAAGGCUUUGCAUACGAUGGUGGGGGCCAUGAGGUACAGAGGGUAGAGUUGAGUUUGGAUGGUGGCGAGACAUGGCUAUACUGCAUAAGAAACUUCCCUGACCACCCAAUACGACAUGGCAACAAAUUUUGGACAUGGACUCAUUGGCACAUCGAGAUCGAUUCGGCCCAUUUCGUGCGCGCGGAAAGCCUGACAGUGCGAUGUUUCAACGUCUUCAAAAACACGCAACCUCAGAAGCCGGUUUGGAAUCUGAUGGGCAUGAUGAACAAUGGCUGGUACGUCGUCAAGUCCAGCACCGAUAGUGACGGUAGGUUGCUUUUCCAACACCCCUAUGGGCAAACGGGCACCUCUGGCGGCGGCUGGAUGAAACCAAGUACCAGCAAUAUACUUGCCGCAGCCAAGCAAGAUAGUGGCAUGCCGGACAAGCAGUUCACGCGCGAGGAAAUUGAGAAGCAUAACACCCGCAAGGACUGCUGGCUCGUCAUCAAUGGUAACGUGUACGACGCCACGAGCGUGCUGGAGUGGCAUCCAGGUGGCAGCAGCGCACUGCUAGCGAACGCCGGCAAGCUGAGUCUCGAGGUGACAAGCUCAUUUGAGAACGUUCAUGACGAGUAUGCGCACAAGAAGCUUGCCGAGUGUGCGAUGGGGCGUGUCACGGACAAAGCAAAGACGUACAUGCGGGAGCAGGCGAAGGUAGAGGCUGAGAAGGCUGCGAGGGGGCAGAGUGAUGAUAUUUUGCUCAACACCAAGAGAUGGAAGCCUGUCACACUCUCGAAAAGGGAGCAGUUGUCCAAGGAUACAUUUUCUUAUACUUUCCGAUACCGAGACAAUGAGGGCGGAGGAUCGAGGAUAAAGCUAGGGUUGGGUACCUGCCAGCACAUCCAAUUCGGUAUCCACAUGCUCGACAAGAUGCUCAUACGCUCGUAUACCCCUACGCGGCCAAUCAGGGAGGACGAAGAGGAUGGAACUUUCGAGCUCACGGUCAAGACCUAUUUUCCAGACGAGAAUCAGCCGGGUGGGGCCUUCAGCAGCUUCCUGCAUAAGCUCGACCUGGGCGAGCAGGUCGAGGUCUGUGGGCCAACGGGUGAAAUCACGUAUUUGGGCAACAGCAGAUUCAACAUCGAGGGCAAAGAGCAGCAGUUCAAGCAGGUCAGUCUCGUGCUGGGCGGGAGCGGUAUUACGCCGGGGUACGCCUUGAUCAAACGAAUUGCGGAGAAUACGCAAGACCCCACGACUGUCGCAGUCCUUGACGCAAACAAGACGGAAGAGGACAUUCUCCUGAGAUCUGAGCUGAAUGAUUUGGUCGAGAAGAGCAAUGGAAGGCUCAAAAUCGCCUUUGUCCUCAGCCAUCCGAAGAAGAAGGGCGAUUGGGAGGCCAAGGGUGGUCUCAGUGGCCAUGUUAACGAAUCAGCUAUCAAGGCUAAGCUCUUUGCGCCUGGCAAAGAUAGUGUCGUAUUGCUGUGCGGACCACCGGGGAUGAUACAGAAAGCAGCAUUGCCAGCGCUGAAAGGAUGGGGAUAUGAGGAGGAUAAGAACUGUUUUGGGUUUUAG
This is a messenger RNA of Exophiala bonariae, 3144 nucleotides long. RefSeq lists its product as uncharacterized. The record is from RefSeq and is a predicted model, not a curated record. Gene Ontology annotation, molecular function: molybdopterin cofactor binding; molybdenum ion binding; sulfite oxidase activity. Lineage: Eukaryota; Fungi; Ascomycota; Eurotiomycetes; Chaetothyriales; Herpotrichiellaceae. Bases 1 to 3144 code for a protein of 1047 amino acids. The transcript has 8 exons. Gene Ontology annotation, biological process: sulfur compound metabolic process.